UCUGUGCUCUCUUGAUUUAUCUUUGUUGCCCGCAAGGUGCGCAACCAGAGGAAGCUCCGCACGUGUGUAACAAACAGCGUCCUAUUUACAUCUCAGACAAGCGCAUCGCGCUUUAUUAUCCGAUUACCAGCCGAAUGGCUCACGACGCAAGGAUUCGACUCCUCGUCACCUCUCUCGCUCUUCUCUCCGUCGUCGCCGCCCAAAGCAGGACGCAAUCGAAGGCAAUAACCGGGCCGUGCAGCCCAAACGAGUGCGGCGUACAGGGUGAGAGGUAUGGUGACGUCAUCAUUGGUGGUCUUUUUCCUGUUCAUAAGGCGAGUAAAGACGAACAGGGCGCCGUCAAGUGUGAGGACUUAUCGAGAACGUUGAACGAAUUCGGAUUCGAGCGUCUCGAAGCGAUGCGAUACGCCAUUUUGAAAGCAAACGAGGAGAAACUGUUGGGUGAUAUCAAGAUCGGGUACGAAAUGAGAGAUACGUGUCAGGAUAGUAGCUACGCGCUUCGCGAAUCGCUCUCGUUUCUCAACAUCGAGGCGGUUACGACCCCCAAUUAUCGCUUUACGGUGGGCGUUGCCGGGGCAGCGUCAAGUGGCAUCUCGACCGCUGUGACCGACUUGCUCAACUUAUUUGGUGUGCCACUCGUCAGUUAUGCGUCGACUUCGGCCGCUUUGAGCGAUUCGAAGCGUUAUCCGUCAUUCUUUCGCACGCUACCGCCGGAUAAGUUCCAGGCGGAGGCGAUGGUCGAUAUUGUGAAGCGAUUUGGAUGGCGGUACGUGCAUACGGCCCAUUCGAGCGACUUAUACGGGAAAGCCGGCAUCCAGGAGUUUAUCAAAGCAGCCAAAGAGGCCCGGAUCGAUAUUGGUACACAAAUGGAGUUGUCGAGAGGAGAUGGUGAUGUGGAGAAGGAUCGAGCGGCCGUUCAGGCUGCAGUUCGAAAAGUAUUAGGGAAUGUGACAGACGACAAUCCGUUGAGUAGAGGGAAUUUGAUGGUUAUAUUUGCUCAUCUCGAUGUUGCAAAGAACCUGAUGGCCGCAAUCAAGAACACGACCAAGUUGAAAGAUCGGAAUUUUACGUUCAUUGGGUCAGAUUCGUGGGGCGACAAGGUGGAGGCCGUGUAUGAUCCAGACGAGGAUAUUAAUAGUAUCGAUGUUGCCAGGGGGAUGCUGUCGGUCAUACCCGAAUCGGUGAAGGUGGCGGAAUUCGAAGAGCACAUGAAGAAUCUAAAUCCAAAGAACUACACCGAAAAGCAGAAUCCGUGGUUCGCACAGUACUGGGAGAAACAGUUUGGGUGCGACCCUCGAGGAAAUACCAAUGCGUCGAUCGUGUGCCAGAACAAUAACUCGUUGGCGUCGGUUAGUCAUCAUCUCGACAGCAAAGUCGCGUACGUCAUCGACGCUGUCAACGUGUUCGUGUACGCAUUACGGAAUCUGUUAAAGGACAAGUGCAAUGGCAAACUCGAGAUGUGCAGCAAUGUGAGCUUGUGUUUCAACGAGACGCAGUUCUGUUCGAGCGAAUUCAAAGAGUACAUUCAAAACGUGACGUUCCCGGCUCAGUCAAAAGUCGAUUUCAAAUUCGACAAAGGCGACUUCGUUCAGGCGAAAUACGACAUCAAGAAUCUUCAUAUCAAUAAAAAGUUGCUUCCACCACAAAACAUCGACUUCAUCAACGUUGGAGUAUGGCAGCUCAGCAAUACGGUAUCCGAUAAUAACGACUCCAGCGAUGACUCGAAUCUUCAGUUUUUAGCCGAGGAAAAGAUUGUGUGGAUAACCGGUAAGAGUGGAGUGGACAACGCGCCCGUGGAGAACUGCAGCAACGAGUGUCAGCUUGGUCAGUUUAAGUUCCGACUUCGAGUUGGAAUGAGUGGAGAAAAAGCGUACACGUGUUGGAGGUGUGAGGAUUGUAAUGAAAAUCAUCAUUACGUCUCAUACGAGAGCAGUUCGUACGGCGAAUGUCAACCCUGUCAACCGGAUGCGACGAAUAACGAACAACACACGGGCUGCAUCAAGCUGGAGGUGGAAUACCUCGAACAUGGAGAUGGCCUCGCAGUCUUUCUCAUAAUUCUCGCCAUCGUUGGAAUCACGUUGGUCUCGAUAACGUUUGCUGCGUUCUUCGCUAAAUGGGGCACACCUAUUGUCAUGGCAUCGAGUCGAGAGCUGAGCGUUGUUCUCCUGUCAGGCUUGCUGCUCUGCUUUCUGCUGACGUUUGUCUUCAUUGGUGAACCGACUGAUAUAACAUGUGGUAUACAACGGUUUUGUCCCGUCAUGUUUUUGUCCAUGGUCUUUGGUGCCCUUCUCAUCAAGACCAACCGAAUUUCCCGUCUGUUCAAUCGUGCGGCGAACGUCCAGCGACCGCCGUUCAUCAGUCCAUUGAGUCAGGUCGUGUUCACCGGCAUCAUUGUCAUCAUGUCGUGUUGUAUCGCCGCCGUGUGGUUGCUCAUCUCGCCUCCCGAAGCUGAAACGCAGAUCGACACGAACAACUUCAAAGUCAUUCGCAUCUGCAAGAAUCUCGUUGAUCCGGGACUUCUCAUCACGUGGCUCUGGAUCUUCGCUCUCAUCAUCGUAUGCACCUAUUACGGAUUCAGAACGCGCAAGAUCCCUGAGAACUUCCGUGAGACCAUGUUCAUCAGCUUUGCUGCCUACUCCGAGUGCAUCAUCUGGCUUGCAUUCAUCCCGUUCGGCUUCAUCGGGUUAGACGAUCAGUACAUCACUGCCAUCGUCGCUCUUGCUAUCAUGCUGAGUGCUCUAGCAGCAUGGGGCUGCCUAUUUGUCCCCAAACUCUAUAUCGUUCUCUUGAGGCCGGAAAGGAAUCGACGGCAAUCGACGAUGCGACGCUCAUCUCGACCAUCUAUGGGUGAUACAGGCAACGUGGGCUCGUACACGCAGGGAACCAGCAGCAGUGAUGAGAAGGAAAACGGCGAUGCGUCGCACUCAAAACCAGCUCGACUCAAUAGUGUACACUUUAUCAAUGCAGUUUAAGGCCAUUUUAGCCCAUUGUGGUAGGAUACGUUACUAAGCAUCAUGCCUGCUGGCAAUACAUUACACAAGAUGAGGAUGUAGCUAUGAUUACUGGUAUAAUGAGUACAUUUUUGGCUGCUAAUUGUUUUUUUAAUUUGUAGUUGGUAAGUGUAUUGCUAUCAGACUUGUAGGUUCCUGUGUUGCGUAUCAGAUUAAAAUAUGGUGUAAGUUGUA
This is a messenger RNA of Corticium candelabrum, 3185 nucleotides long. Its product is annotated as metabotropic glutamate receptor 8-like. The transcript has 2 exons. Gene Ontology annotation, biological process: regulation of synaptic transmission, glutamatergic; G protein-coupled glutamate receptor signaling pathway. Gene Ontology annotation, molecular function: adenylate cyclase inhibiting G protein-coupled glutamate receptor activity. Bases 135 to 2972 code for a protein of 945 amino acids. Lineage: Eukaryota; Metazoa; Porifera; Homoscleromorpha; Homosclerophorida; Plakinidae. The record is from RefSeq and is a predicted model, not a curated record. Gene Ontology annotation, cellular component: plasma membrane.